This is a messenger RNA of Chironomus riparius, 3854 nucleotides long. Lineage: Eukaryota; Metazoa; Arthropoda; Insecta; Diptera; Chironomidae. The record is from the annotation of a GenBank genome assembly.
CUUCUCAUCACCUGAAAAGAUUGAAAAAAAAAAUAACAAACUUUCACUCGUAUUGGAAGUAAGCACGUGAAAAAAAAUUUGCUCUUCCUGUUUUUAAUAAAACUAAAGAAAAACUCGCCGUGUAUAAAAUGUAACUAAUGAAAAUAUGGAUGACGAACUGAGAAAAUCUAACAAGGCAUCAGAAUCGUGUAGGAAUGAAGGAAAUCGUUUAUACGUGCAGCGAAAAUUUUUUGAUGCAAUUUUAAAAUACAAUGAGAGUUUGUGCUAUGCUGAAAAUGGAAGUGAUAAUAUGGGACUUGCUUAUGCAAAUCGAUCUGCUGUAUAUUUUGAAAUGAAACUUUAUGAAAAGUCAUUGAGGAAUAUUGAGCUUGCUAGAGCGAACAACUAUCCUGAAAAAAAUUACGAGAUCCUGAAAAAACGUGAAUCAAAAUGUCAGGAACUGAUAAAAAAUACUUUAAAGAUUGCAACUGACUUGAGUUUCUUUAAGCUAUCAUACGAACCUAAUAAGGAUUAUCCAUCAAUUGCAAACUGCCUAGAAAAAAGAAUCAAUAACAAAUACGGUCGACACAUUAUCACAAAUAAAUCCUUAUCUGUUGGUGAUAUCAUAGCUAUUGAGGAUCCGGUAUAUAAAGUAAUAAAAUCAGAUGAACGAUACAGCACGUGCUAUGCAAAUAACGUAUAUCAAAGAUGUGAAAAUUGUUUAGAAGAGAACCUAUUAGACUUAAUUCCGUGCACGUUCUGCACUAAGGCCAUGUAUUGCUCAUCAGAAUGCAUGAACUACUCGUACUCACAUUAUCAUAAAUAUGAAUGUUCAAUUGUUGAGGAUUUAUUGAGAUCUGGCAUUAAACACGUCAUCCUACGGAUAUUCUUCGAGGGUCUAUCUGCAUUUAAUCACGACAUCAAUAAGUUUAAACAAUUUGUUAAGGAGAAUGAAGGAACAAAUUUAUCAUUUUUUGAAGUAAAAAGUCCGGAAAAUAAGAGUGAAUUCUUUCUAGCUACUUUAUCAUUAGCAUCAAAGGAAGUGAGAAUAGAUUCAGCACUUGAUUUUGAAGAGCUCUUUAAAAAGUCAAAAACUUUAAAAAGCAUGUGGAUAAAUCAUGAAAAUUUCAUCAAAGACAUCCUUCAGAAGCUUUCAAUUGUUGGAAAUAGAGAUAUCCAUGGAAUUGGAGCAUGGUCAUUGAAGCAAAAUGGAAUGGAAGAGCAUAAUGAACCCAAAAAUCCAUCACAAUACCAACAAUUGAUAGGAAAUGCUUGUUAUUUAUUUUCAUCUCUGCUGAAUCAUUCAUGUGCUCCAAAUAUAAAGCGACUCAAUGUCGGAUGCAAAAACGUCAUCGUUGUAUGUCGUCCAAUUAGUGCUGGUGAUCAACUCUUUGACUCAUAUCGACAAAAUUUCAAUCUUCUUCCUAAGAGCACGAGACAGGAGAGUUUAAUAAAAGACUAUGGCUUUAUAUGCGACUGUGAAGCAUGUAUCAAUGAAUGGCCAUUGAAUAAAGACUUAGAAGUCAUUAAUGAUAGUGUAUUGGAAUUUGCAUGGGAAGCACAUGAUGAGCUUCCAUAUCUACAAUCUAAAACGUUUGCUGUAAAGAGGUUUAGAGAAUAUUGUGAUAAGUUUAUGAAACAUGGCAAGAAGUUCCCAUCAGCUGAGCUCGUAAUUCUUCAGGAAUGUAUUUCCAAUUGCCUUCUUUCAAUCACAAAACCUUCUUUUCAAUUUUAGUAAUAGGCGAGCAGCAUGUGAGAGAUGUUGUGGAAAAUUAAUUUCUUUUUUCUCAUGAUCGGGUUGAUUGGAAGUGAUGUCAAGCGUUUUGGAGGGGAUAGGAGGAGGCUAAUUGGUGUCAUCGAAUGGAAAUAGAAUUUUUGGAAGUGAUCCUAGACAGAUUCAAUUCGGUCAAGUGUUCGGGAUUGAAAAAAAUAGUAAACUUCAAUAUAGAGCUAUAUGAAGCUCUAUAGCUUGCAUGAAAUUCCGCAAAGAGGUUCAAAAAAAUCAAAUAAUACUAGACAUCAUUUACGAACGACCCCCUUCAUAUAUGACUUCACAUAAUGUGCCAAAAAAUAAAAUUUAAAUAAAGAAGAAAAAUAUUGAAAUUUUUUUGUAUUUUAUUUUUCUCGCGGUCCGUGCUCAGUUGUGAAAAUAUUGUGAAGCCAAAAAGAUGUAAAUUAAAAAUUUUCAGUGAAAAUUGCAAGGAAAAAAAGGAAUUUUAGGGAAAGAAAUAAAUUUAAUCAAAUUAAAAAAGACUUAACGAUGAGUAAGAAAUUAAAUGAUCAACAAAAGUCGAAUAAAGUUUCUGAAUCGCAGAGACAUAAAGCACUUCACGAUGCUAAAAUUGGAAAAUUCCAUGAAGCACUGAUAAAUUUCAACAAAAGUUUAUGUCAUGCUGAAUCAAAUACAUCAACGAUCGCACUCAUUUACGCAAAUCGCGCGGCUGUUUAUUAUCAGUUAAAUUUACACGAUAAAUCUCUCAAUAACAUUGCGUUGGCACGCGAGUGUCACCAUAACGCAGACAUAUUAAAUGAUUUAGAUGAGCUUGAGGAGAAGUGCUAUGAAAAUAUUAAUAAUCAACUAAAGUAUGAUGAUCCAUGGGAAUAUUUUAAACUGUCAUACCCCGCAAAUAAGAGACUUCCAUUUAUAAUUGACUGUCUUGAAGUGAAAAAUGAUAAAAAAUAUGGACGAUAUGUGACGACUACUCAACCGCUUAAUGCUGGGGACAUUUUAGCGAUUGAGGAGCCAUUUUUUAAAUUUUUAAAAGUUGAUCCAGAUGAUAAUGAAUAUCCAGAGACAAAUCCUUACAAUUACUGUGCAAACUGCUUACGGGACAAUUAUCUAGACUUAAUACCAUGCGAUGGCUGCCUUACAACAAUGUUCUGUUCCCGAAAAUGCAUGGAAGAAGGUAAUCGAAUGUUUCAUCAAUAUGAAUGCAAUAUCUUAGAUGUCCUGAAAGAAACAGACAACUUCCGAAUGGCUGUGAGAAAUUUCUUUGUAUCUUUAUCAAUAUGCAACAGGAACAUUGAUGAAUUAAAGCGGCUAAUGGACGAAAGUGAUGAAAAAAAUCCAACAAUUUUUAACUUUGAUUUAAGUCUUUGCGAGAAUAAUUCAAAAGAUCUUUUAAUGGCCAUGAUGUCUCUAACGAAUAAAACAAAUGUACGAGUAAAAGAUAUGAGCUAUGUCUUUCAACAUCACAAGCUACUUAAAAAGUUAUGGACGAAAGAAAAGGAAUUUAUAAAUAAAUUUCUCGAAAGAAUGAUGCAAGUUGAGAUAUUAAAUUUUCAUGGAAUCAAAGGACAGUCACUGAAUGCCAAAAGUGUGUUUCGUAAGUGUGUUGGCGAUGGCUCGUAUGCAUUUUGUUCAUUACUUAAUCAUUCCUGUUGUCCGAAUGUAAUGAGAAUUGUUGUUGAUAAUCGUAUGGUGCUGAUUUGUGAACGUCCAAUUAAGGCUGGUGAACAGCUCUUCGAUUGCUAUAUCGGUGAUAGCUUCUAUUACAAGUCAAAAGAGCAUCGACAAGAGGAGCUUGAGGAUUACAAUUUUACAUGUGACUGCUUAGCAUGUGAAAAUGACUAUGCUGACAUUUUGUCUGGUCUCCUGCCAGUUAUUAAUCAUCAAAUAUUCAGAUUAGCUUAUACUUCAUACAAAGAUCUACAAGAUCCGAGGAAGGUGCUCACAGUAGAACAAGCUAGGAUGCUUGCCAAGAAAUAUUCAUUAAUUCUUAAUCAAAACUUCUCCGAAAACAGCUAUCCAUGCAAGGAACUAGUGAUGCUUCAACUUUGUAUUGUUAAAUGCUUUCUUACUGCCGCAUUUUCUCCUAUUACUUUUAAAUGAAAUGUCUUUAAGAUAAGAUGAAAUAAAGUUGUUUAAUGUGUUG